AUGUCUGCUCUCGCAGGACCUCUCCGGCCGCCAUGUGCGACAGAAGGCGAAGACGGCCCGAGCUCCGGACUUCAGACCUACUACGAGCAGAAAAUCGAUAACUUGCAGAGAGUCAUCAACGCGAAAACACAAGACAAGCGACGUCUUGAGGCUCAGCGGAACGAACUGAACGCGAAAGUGCGAGAACUCCGCGAUGAGCUCCAGGUGUUGCUCGAGCCUGGCAGCUAUGUGGGCGAGGUUGUCAAGGUGAUGGGCCGUAACAAAGUUCUUGUCAAGGUCAAUCCGGAGGGCAAGUACGUUGUUGACGUCGCGAAGAACAUUGACUUGUCUCAGUGCACAGUCAACACCCGUGUGGCACUGCUGAACGACAGCUACAGGCUCCACAAGAUUCUUCCGACGAAAAUCGACCCUUUGGUCUCUCUGAUGAAAGUGGAGAAAGUACCGGAAAGCACCUACGAGAUGGUCGGCGGCUUGGAGCAGCAAGUGAAGGAGGUGAAAGAAGUGAUUGAACUGCCUAUCAAGCAUCCAGAGCUCUUCGAAAGCCUGGGCAUCUCCCAGCCGAAGGGCGUUUUGCUGUACGGACCGCCGGGGACGGGGAAGACGCUGCUCGCUCGAGCGGUCGCUCACCAUACAGACUGCACAUUCAUUCGCGUGAGUGGAGGCGAACUGGUGCAGAAGUACAUUGGCGAAGGCAGUCGAAUGGUGAGAGAGUUGUUCGUGAUGGCCCGCGAACAUGCGCCGAGCAUCAUCUUCAUGGACGAAAUCGACAGCAUUGGAAGCCAGCGAACUGAGGGCGAACAUGGCGACUCCGAGGUCCAACGCACCAUGAUGGAGCUGCUCAACCAACUCGACGGUUUCGAGUCCACGCAAAACAUCAAGGUGAUUAUGUGCACGAACAGAAUCGACAUCCUCGACGACGCGCUCCUUCGCCCUGGACGCAUCGACCGCAAAAUCGAAUUCCCGAACCCAAAUGUCGACGCGCGUACGGAGAUUCUGAAGAUUCACAGUCGGAAGAUGAAUUUGAUGCGUGGAAUCGACAUGCGGAAAAUUGCCCAGGAAAUGAACGGAUCGUCGGGAGCCGAAGUCAAGGCUGUCUGCACAGAAGCCGGAAUGUUUGCGCUGAGAGAACGGCGUAUGUUUGUUACACAAGAAGACUUUGAGAUGGCUGUCGCGAAGGUUAUGAAGAAGGAUGCGGAGAAGAACAUGUCACUCCGUAAAUUGUGGAAGUAGAGAAGUUUUGGGGGUGGUCGAGGCAGUGUUUUUUCUCUUGAACGGUGGCAGUUGUUUUUCUUCUUUUGUUUUUGAGUUGUGCUUCUUCAACAUUUUUACUGUUCUACUCAACACACCUCUCUGUUGUGGUGUGGGGAUGUGUGUUUAUGGGCUUCUUGGUGUGUCUCAGAUCCCUGUGCGUAUCAUCCGACAAGGUUUCCACUGGCUGUGAAUUCUCGGUCGUGCUCACUCCACACACUGCGUAUCUCCGGUAGACUUCGUUCUCUCUCUAACGCUUUGCGAUCUUUGCGAUUUUC
This is a messenger RNA of Toxoplasma gondii ME49, 1526 nucleotides long. RefSeq names its product tat-binding family protein, putative. NCBI's taxonomy places the organism in Eukaryota, Apicomplexa, Conoidasida, Eucoccidiorida, Sarcocystidae. Gene Ontology annotation, cellular component: proteasome regulatory particle, base subcomplex. Bases 1 to 1230 code for a protein of 409 amino acids. The transcript is spliced from 8 exons. Gene Ontology annotation, biological process: proteasome-mediated ubiquitin-dependent protein catabolic process. Gene Ontology annotation, molecular function: proteasome-activating activity; ATP hydrolysis activity; ATP binding. The record is from RefSeq and is a predicted model, not a curated record.